Messenger RNA from Zalophus californianus (California sea lion), 3629 nucleotides. It is a transcript of the gene TBC1D22A, whose product is annotated as TBC1 domain family member 22A. The coding region runs from base 144 to 1697 and encodes 517 amino acids. The record is from RefSeq and is a predicted model, not a curated record. The transcript is spliced from 13 exons. Gene Ontology annotation, biological process: activation of GTPase activity. Lineage: Eukaryota; Metazoa; Chordata; Mammalia; Carnivora; Otariidae. Gene Ontology annotation, molecular function: GTPase activator activity.
GGAGGCGGAAGAGCCUCUCGGCUCUAGGCUCGGGGAGUCCCGGGACCGCUGAGGAGCCACCCGGGGUACAGGGAAAGGCCGCCGGGCCUGGCCGGCCGCACUCGAGGUGUCGGGGCCGCGGGUCUGAGGGAUGAGGAGGGGCCAUGGCCAGCGACGGGGCCAGGAAGCAGUUUUGGAAGCGCAGCAGCAGCAAAGUCCCGGGCAGCAUCCAGCAUGUGUAUGGCGCCCAGCACCCCCCCUUCGACCCGCUGUUACACGGCACCUUACUCAAGGCCGCGCCCAAGGCGCCCGCCACACCCGUGAAGGCCAAGAGAGUCAGCACCUUCCAGGAGUUCGAGAGCAACACCAGCGACGCCUGGGACGCGGGCGAGGAUGAUGACGGGCUCCUGGCCAUGGCAGCCGAGAGCCUGAACACCGACGUGGUCAUGGAGACGGCCCACCGCGUCCUGCGCAACCACAGCCAGCGGCAGGAGCGCCGCAAGCCGCAGGACGCGCCGGGCCCCGAGCAGGAGCCAAAGCCUUCGGCAGAGCCUCCUUCGGUCCCGAGCGGUGACCUCCGGCUGGUGAAGUCCGUCAGCGAGGGCCGCACGUCCUGUCCUGCAGAAAGCGCCGGCGACGCUGUGCCUCUGCAGCGGUCCCAGUCUCUCCCGCACUCGGCGACGGUCGCCGCGGGCGGCACGUCUGACCCCAGCGCCCUCAGCAGCUCAGCGUUAAGCGAACGAGAGGCCUCCCGGCUCGACAAGUUCAAGCAGCUCCUGGCCGGCCCGAACACGGACCUUGAGGAAUUACGGAAGUUGAGCUGGUCCGGAAUCCCUAAGCCGGUUCGUCCAAUGACCUGGAAGCUGCUCUCAGGUUACCUUCCUGCCAAUGUGGACCGAAGACCAGCCACUCUCCAGAGAAAACAGAAAGAGUAUUUUGCUUUUAUUGAGCACUAUUACGACUCUCGGAAUGAUGAUGUUCACCAGGACACCUACAGGCAGAUCCACAUAGACAUCCCUCGAAUGAGUCCAGAAGCAUUAAUACUUCAACCCAAAGUGACAGAGAUUUUUGAAAGGAUAUUGUUUAUAUGGGCGAUACGUCACCCUGCCAGUGGAUAUGUUCAGGGGAUUAAUGACCUUGUCACUCCUUUCUUUGUAGUCUUCAUGUGCGAACACAUAGAGGAGGAGGAUGUGGACGCUGCCGAUGUCUCCCGCGUGCCCGCAGACGUGCUGCGUAACGUCGAGGCCGACACGUACUGGUGCAUGAGCAAGCUGCUGGAUGGUAUUCAGGACAACUAUACCUUUGCCCAGCCUGGGAUUCAAAUGAAGGUGAAGAUGUUGGAAGAGCUCGUGAGCCGGAUUGACGAGCAAGUCCACCGGCACCUGGACCAGCACGAGGUGAGGUACCUGCAGUUCGCCUUCCGCUGGAUGAACAACCUGCUGAUGCGGGAAGUGCCCCUCCACUGCACCGUCCGCCUGUGGGACACGUACCAGUCUGAACCUGACGGCUUCUCUCACUUCCACCUGUAUGUCUGCGCUGCUUUUCUGGUGAGAUGGAGGAAGGAAAUUUUAGAAGAGCGGGAUUUCCAGGAGCUGCUGCUCUUCCUUCAGAACCUGCCCACAGCCCACUGGGGCAACGAAGACAUCAGCCUGCUGCUGGCUGAGGCCUACCGCCUGAAGUUUGCCUUCGCGGAUGCCCCCAAUCACUACAAGAAAUGAGCCGGGGCCAGCGCAGCUGGCCUCACCCCGCCCCGGGGUGGCGCCCCAGCGCCCAUGGCUGCAGGCCGGUGGCCAAGGAGGGGCCUUGCUGGGCGACCCUGCCCUCCAGGGAGCGGGCCAGGACUGGGCAUCAGGUGAGGGCCAGGGCCUGGCUGGGGGCCGCCUCUGUUUCCUAAGAUACCAAAGAGAGCCGGGGGAGGGUCUUGGCCCUUCAGGGGGCCAGGAGCGGGUGGGCUUCUCCCUGCCCUGUCCCUGGAGCAUCCUUGCCAAAUGCCCGCCUCCUGGAGCCCCCAGGGCACAGCGGCCCGAGAGCCUGACCCUCUUGGAGGGGCCUGCUGUCUGGUGCCGGGACCAGGAGGAGGUGGUGGUCAUCUCAUACCUGCUUUGAAAUGCAAAAGCCCUAUUCUGUUGAGUGAAAGAGAAUAAAAUGUAGACAAAAUAAGAAGUGAACCAUUGCCCUCACCUGUGAAGUCUCUGUCCCCACAGGGCUUCUUGAAGUUGGCCUUAUUCCUGUAACUGUCCAGCCCCUGGGCUCUACUGUGUCCCUUCUCUCUUGCUCUCUCCUGGACUGGGGACCGCUCUGUGUGUCAGCUGAGCAGCCGGGAGCUGUGGCUAUAGCAGGCUGGGGCAGGGUGAGGAGCUGAGCAGCCGCCGUGCUUUUCCAGCCUCUUGAAAGCGAGGACUGCGCCCCCGCCAGCCUGCAUGCUGCUCUGCCCAGGGGGAGCUGGGGGGACACACCGCACACGCUGCCACUGAGGACAUAGCUCCCUGCACCAGGCCAUUGGCACAGGUGGGGUUCAGCCUCUGUAAUCGGAGUCCUCCAGGCCUACUGCUUGGCCUCCCCCCACCUCCCGGGUCUCCGGAGGGUUACAGAGCUGAUGGCUUCCUGCGGUCUGUGGGUCACCGGGGCUGAGCGCCCAGGCUCAGCAGGUCCUGGACUGGCCUGCCUGGAGCUCCGUGGGGGCCAGACACGCUUCCACACGCCCCCCCACCCUUGCGGAGGUGCACCUGUCCCAGGCGCGUGGCUGGCCCAUGCUGACCCCUGAGCCAUGACAGGCUCCUGUCCUCAGCUCCUCCUCCUGCUCCCAGACUCGUGUGUUUGCAAGCGCCUCUUGCCCACCGUGUGUGCCUGUCCUGGGGCAGCCAGGCCAGUGCCCCUGCCUUUGCACGCUCGGCGUGAGGACGCUGCGGGAAGCCUACGAACAGGGGAUAGGAAUACGUACGCAUGUGUGAUGUGUGUAUCCUUCUUUUUUGUUAAAAAGAUUCUCGGGUCAUUACACGUGGCGUGGAAAUCAGCACAAAAUACUGUGCAAAUGUACGGUGUUCCCAGAUCAGCCGAGGGACCGGCCUCAGACCGGCUAGACAGAACUCCCCCAGCCCCGGGGUUGGGGGCUCCUCUCAUCCGGCGCCCGGCUGCCCAGCAGCUCUUCUCCAGCCAGAGCGCUGGGUUCCAGGAGAGCUGCCUGCAACCGCGUGUGGGAAGCCCCAUCCUGCUUGAAGCUCCGUCCCCCCCCCUCCCCGGAACCGCUGGCACAGAGCACUCUGCACCAGGCCAAGAUGUUGGGUACACAAAACAUCUGCCUCUGGAGGCAGUUAAUUUUUCAGGUAGGAGGAUCUGCGAAGUUAAAUGAGGCUCCACGUGUAUUUUCCUGUGUCUGUGAACCUGAAAUUGAAUGCUAGGGCUGUUGACACGCAUCCUAGGAGCCUAGCCCAUCGAUCUGAAAGGAUGGAAGGUGUUCUGUCUGGAAAAUGAUGUGCUGGAAUGGGAGUAAAGAUGCAGUGAAUCCCCCAGCCUUGGCCUAAUUCAAGGACUCUCCUAAGGGAACGGGGCUGCCCUGGGCAUCUUUGGUCCUUGGAGGCCGGGUGACAGCCAAGGGUGGGGGCACUGGGCUGAGUCCUGGCCUUUCCAUACAGGCCUGACAUGGGGCACAG